Messenger RNA from Nipponia nippon (crested ibis), 822 nucleotides. The record is from RefSeq and is a predicted model, not a curated record. NCBI's taxonomy places the organism in Eukaryota, Metazoa, Chordata, Aves, Pelecaniformes, Threskiornithidae.
AUGUCCCGGCCGCGCUGCGGCACCCCCAUCACCUCAGGGAAGCACCGCCCGGACCCCGCCUCGGUGCGCGGCGACAGCCGCGGGCAGCGCCGGGAUAACGGGACCCAGCAGCGAGCGUUCCCGGCGCGCCUGGGGACGCUGCAGCAGGCAGUGUGCAAGUAUGUGGCGGUGGAGCUGAAAUCCGCUUUUGAGGAGACUGGCAAGACCAAGGAAGUGAUUGACACCAAGUAUGGCUUCCUGGACGGGAAGGGCUCUGCCGUCAAGUACACGCAGUCGGACAUCCGGUUAAUCGAGGUGACGGAGAACAUCUGCAAGCGGCUGUUGGAUUACAACCUGCACAAGGAGAGGAGCGGCAGUAACAGAUUCGCAAAGGGCAUGUCGGAGACCUUCGAGACCCUGCACAACCUGGUGCACAAGGGCGUCAAGGUGGUGAUGGACAUCCCCUACGAGCUGUGGAACGAGACCUCCGCUGAGGUGGCUGACCUCAAAAAGCAGUGCGACGUGCUGGUGGAGGAGUACGAAGACGUGAUCGAGGACUGGUACCGGCACCACCAGACGGAGGAUCUCUCCCAGUUUCUCUGCGCCGACCACGUGCUAAAAGGGAAGGACACCAGCUGCCUGGCAGAGAAGUGGACUGGCAAGAAGGGUGACUCGGCAAGCGUGGGGGAGAAGCAGAGCAAGAAAAAAAGCGGGAAGAAGAAGAAGAAGGGCCAGAAGGAUGAGGAGGGAGCUGCCGGCCUCCUGCCCGCAGGGGAGGCCCUGGAGGAGAGCGGGGUGCAGGAGGAGGCUCCGCUCACCCACAGCCCGGCCGACGAGCUGUAG